Drosophila persimilis is the source of this 2479-nucleotide messenger RNA. RefSeq names its product resistance to inhibitors of cholinesterase protein 3 (gene RIC-3). Bases 292 to 1905 code for a protein of 537 amino acids. Gene Ontology annotation, biological process: protein localization to cell surface; synaptic transmission, cholinergic. The transcript has 12 exons. Gene Ontology annotation, cellular component: neuronal cell body; intracellular membrane-bounded organelle; neuron projection. The record is from RefSeq and is a predicted model, not a curated record. NCBI's taxonomy places the organism in Eukaryota, Metazoa, Arthropoda, Insecta, Diptera, Drosophilidae.
CGUUUUUAAAAAUUCGCUAAUAGUUUCAGAAAUUUGCCUGGCUGGCCAGUUCGGGAACAACAUUCAAACUUUGCAUAAUGCUUUAAACGUACAGAAACCCCAUCUACAAUCUACAAUUAACAAAAAUGAGCCAAUGUCAAAGUUAACCGCAAACUGGAGCCACAUUUAGCAGCUGCAUUCAGAGAGCAAAGCAUAGCAAUUCAACGAACCAAGCAAAUCAGAUCAGGAAUACUUAAGCCUUAGGUUUUAGCUUUAACUAUAGGAGAGGAACGAAUAGGAAACGACUACGAAAUGCCUUCAGCAGCCACGAAGAAACGGCCAUCCGUUGUCAAGGAGGAGGAGGGUAUGACGCCCAAGAAGACGGCCCUGAUCAUUGUCACCGUCAUUGGAUGCAUUGCCAUAUUGUGGCCAAAGGUCUUCCAUCCCAUGAUGUUCGGUUCUGCGCCGCCGCCGCCCCCCCAGCAGCAGAACUUAAAGGAGCAGAGGAGCGGGGCACCGGGCGGCUGUUGUGAUGUUGUGCUCGACAGGGAACAGUUCAUGAACGCAACGAAGCCGGAUGCUGCCGUACCGUUUGGGCCCCACCUCUACCGGAAACAUAUUAACCUGUACACGGGUGAAAUAAGUCUGCGACAGGAGCGUCCGGCCCACCUACAUCCAGAGUCCAUAUACCAGGCGAUGCGGGAGCGUGGACGCGCCAUACCAGCCACAUCCACCGUGCCCAUUGUUGAACGCAAAAGUUCAGCAAGUAAUCCGCCCCCGCGCAUCGUAGACGGACGGCCUGGUCCCAUUCCUGGAAUGCGUCCUCCAAUGGGAGCCGGAGCUCUGCAACAGCCCCAGCAGCGGGGCAGCAGCAUGUGCUUUCUAAUGCCCCUCUACACAAUCGGAAUUGUCGUUUUCUUUGGCUACACGAUAAUGAAGAUUGCUUUCAAGAAGCAAGUCCCCAAUGCACCAUACGGACCAGCACCAUCGGAUACCGGCUUUCGGCAGCAGGUCUUUGGCCAACAACAGGAACACAGCCAGGUGGAGGAUUUGGGCGGCACCAAAUUGGGCUGGCGAGAACACCAGACAAGAAUUGCAGCAGUUAAGGCGAAGGCGCAUGAGGCCCCAACGAAUGGAAGACAGCGGAGCCGAAGCCGGAGCCGGAGCCACGACGAGGAGCUCUACAAUGCCAGCGUGUCGGCCACCGAGGUGGCCAGCAAUCUGUCUAUCUCCCUCAAGCACCACCAGGAGCAGAUGGAGAAGGAGCAGCUGAUGGAGAUUGAGAAGUUGCGCCAGAAGCUCGAGGAUACGGAGCGGGCGAUGGCCAAGCUGAUUGCCGAAAUGAACACCGAUCAGUAUGAGGCAAAGCAAAACGACAACGAAAAAACGAAAGAUCAACUGGAGAAGGACAAGGAGAAGGACAACAUUUCCUCCAAUGGGCAUGCAAACGUAAACACCACCGACCAGGGUGCGGAUCCGGCUGCAAAGGGAGUCAAACAGCAACAACAGCGAAAGCGUCGGGACCUGAGCGCUGAGCGGGAACUAACGGUACUGGGCAUGGAGGUAACAGCCAGUUGCGAGGGCGGCCGCAAAUGGACCGGACGCCCUCCAACGCCUGUUUUCCGAGCACCAAUCGAACAUUCCAAAUUGGAAGGAAACCUACCCGAGCCGCAGUCCAUUUACUUGGAAGGCGCUCUGGCACACGAUUCUCAGAUUUUGGUGGCCGACGCCCAGACCAAGCGCGAGGAGGUCUACGACACUGAGCUCAAUGGAUCCGCCGAGGAGCCAGCCGUCAUUCUUAGCAGUAAGAUGACAUUAUCAUUGAUUAAUUUGGAUGCAAAUCAACAAAAUGGCAAUUGGGGCAAACCCGAAAUCGAGAGUCCCCUGGCUGAUGAUAUCGAAAUAAUUGGGCACGACGAGCAAUAGAGAUACUAAUACUUACAUACAUAUACAAAUACAAAUAUUUGUAUCGAUGAUGACCUAAUUUGGAUGGAAUUAUUGCAGGAGCAGAGUGAACUAAUUAGCAAAUUACGACUGAUUAACAUGAAACAGAAUUGCCAAUAAUUUGAUAUCUAAUUUGUACAUAUAUACAUAUUGUAUUGUAUGUUUUGAUAUAUUCGUUUUGCUUUCGAAAACGCCAACACGUACAUGUACAUGUACUGGCCCCCCUCCAACUGCUCCAAGAAAUUGUGCCCCACUUUGGUCAAACGUACUCAGAUUUGCCCUCGAUCGCCUGAUUUUAUGUGAAUAAUGUUAGUUGAAACUCAAGGCAAGAACUAGUCUACCACUAAACUAAGCGCAUACGAUAAAUUCGAAAAUCGCAUCGUCUAUUAUUCUGCACUCUACUCGUAUAAUACUUUUGCAUAAUACCCUUCCUCUCGUCACGUUGCGUGGGAAUGAAAAAUUACCUUAAUAAAAAGCGUUCUAUUGCACCUUAUGAAUAAAGGACUAGUGCCACAGCGUUUGUGAAGCUAGUAUAGAGAAUAAAUUAUAAACCGGA